AUGUCAGAAGAGGAACGAGAACUUCUGGCUCGUAUCAGUCAAGUCGCAGGCCAGAUCAACCGACAUAAGAACCAGCAAGCGGGCUCUCGAGGAUCUCCAAGCCUUCAUCCUGCUCAUCAUCGUCAAAACUCCUAUCGACAUGCGAGCUCACCGUACCCAGCUCGCCAUAACAGAAUCGGCCGCCACCCUACGGCGCAUCACAACCGGUCCCUUCACUUGAAUGGCGACAACUCAACUGCUUCUCGGUCUGCCAGUAGUGGCGCUGAAACACCCCCUGGAUGGGUUUCCAGAACCGAUCGCCACCGACAACUCAUUAACGCCAACGUUUACGAGAAGGAAACCCAGAAUCGAGCCAAGGCCAUGGAAGAAACACGCCAGAGAAGGAUCAGUGGACGCCGGCAACGCGAGAAGGCUCAAUUCAACGAGUUUCUGAAGCAUCAAGCUACCACUUCGAGUGCGCAGACUAACCCCGCAGACCGCAACGUGCUCACCGUCGAAGGUGUCCAAUUCCGCGUUAUGGACGGUGGCAAGAAGCUUGUCAAGAUUCCUGAUGCCCUCAACUCCUCCUCACGAACUCCAAAGUUUGCCACUGUUGCUGGGGUCAAGUUUUACCGAACCAAGACAGGAAACCUCGUUGCAAACAGAUUCGUCAACGACCAACGGCGAACCGGCACGGUCAAGAAGAUAAAUCAACUGUGUAAAAUCUUCUCAACGACUGGUAAUUUCUCUUCCCCAGGCUGGAGUGCUACACAUCUCCUUUACCUAGACCGGCCCAGUGGCCAUGGGGCGAAACUGACGAGUAUUUUGCACAUAGGAUCAUGCACCAAAGGCCCUCGGUGCCGCUACAUUCACGACCCGAACAAAGUGGCACUCUGUAAAGAUAUACUGAAAGAUGGGCAAUGUGUCAACGGCGAGUCUUGUGACCUCUCCCAUGACAUGACUCCUGAGCGCACUCCCAACUGUUUGCAUUUUGCCAAAGGCCACUGUGCCAAGGCUGACUGUCCCUAUACUCACUCUAAAGCAUCCCCAGCCGCCCCAGUUUGUCGCAAUUUUGGUUUCAACGGGUACUGCGAGAUAGGAGCAGAGUGUACUGACCGUCACGUUUUUGAGUGCCCUGACUUUAGCAAUACCGGCCGCUGUAAGGUCAAGGGAUGUAAGCUCCCACACCGUGAGAGGGCAAGCGUCCUUCGAAACAAAACCAAUGCCGCUGGCGAGCCUCUUGGAGACAUUUCAAGUGAUGACGAAGCUGCUGAUUCCGACGAUGUUGAUUCAGAUGAAGUUGCCGAGUUCAUUGAUGCAGACUCGGACCUCUCCGAUUUUGAAGAACACAAGGACUUCCUAUCGAUCUAG
Molecule: messenger RNA, 1350 nt
Organism: Fusarium subglutinans
Lineage: Eukaryota; Fungi; Ascomycota; Sordariomycetes; Hypocreales; Nectriaceae
Product: YTH1 3' processing complex
Exons: 5
Coding region: 1-1350 (449 amino acids)
Cellular component (GO): nucleus
Molecular function (GO): metal ion binding
Source: RefSeq, a predicted model, not a curated record